GCAAACUCCACCGCCUGCUCCCUGUGUUUCCACUGUUGUUCAAAGCCAACGCAGAGCAAACUGAUGUCCUCAGUGUUGAAUUGAAAAUAGAUAUUACAUCUCCUGUUAAAACAAACAGAGGAGGAGGAAGCGGAGGAGAGGAAGAGCUCUUGGGGAGGACAAGAGACACAGGAGGGAAAAAAAGGAGGACGUGGAGUAAAAAUCGGGACAGGAUAAUGCUGCAGAUUUGACUGAAAGAUGUCCAACGUAAAUGCGGAAGCGACCACAAUGCUCCCCCUCCUCAAGAAGAAGCUGGCGUUUCUGUCAGGGGGCAAAGACCGGCGCAGUGGUCUGAUCCUGACCAUCCCUCUCAGCUCAGAUCAGACCAGCAUGGAGGAGCUCAGCGCCACACUGGACUACCUGCUCAGCAUCCCCAGUGCAAAGUGUAAAGCUCGGGGUUUCACUGUUAUCGUGGACGGACGAAAGUCUCAAUGGAACAUCGUGAAGACUGUGGUGCUCAUGUUGCAGAAUGUGAUCCCUGCCGAGGUGUCGCUGGUCUGCGUGGUGAAGCCAGAUGAAUUCUGGGAUAAAAAGGUCACACAUUUCUGCUUCUGGAAAGAGAAAGACCGCCUUGGCUUUGAGGUGAUCCUGGUUUCGGCCAAUAAGCUGACUCGUUACAUUGAACCGUGUCAGCUAACGGACGACUUUGGAGGAAGUUUGGACUAUGACCACAACGACUGGCUCAACAAGAGACUGGUUUUUGAGAAGUUCACUAAGGAGUCGACGUCAUUGCUGGAUGAGCUGACAAUCAUCAACGACAGUGACAAGAGCAGUACGGUGGACAAGGAGAAAUCAGCUGACUGCACCCUCUUGCCAUCCUUCGACCCUGAGACUGUCCUCCAGACUGGUCACGAACUGCUGUCGGAGCUACAGCAGCGUCGCUUUAACGGCACCGAGGGCGGAGGACAGGGAGGUCCAGCAUGGUGUCCCAUGGAGGAAGAGCUGCUGGCUCAGCCUCAGGUGAUGAAGCUGCUCGACUCGCUCAGAGAGCAGUACACCAGAUACCAGGAGCUCUGCAGGCAGCGAAACAAGCGCACUCAGCUGGACGAGAUCCACACCAAAGUCAUGCAGGUGGUUACCUGGCUGCAGGGACCAGGUUCAGAGCUGUUGAAGACUCAGCAGGCGAUCGGAGACUCGAUGCGGGCGGCUCAGACUCUGCAGCAGAAACACGAGGAAAUCGAGAGCCAGCACAGUGAAUGGUUCGCAGUGUACGUGGAGUUGAACCAGCAGAUCGCUGCCUUGCUCAGUGCCGGGGAGGAGGAGGAGGUGGUGGAGCUUAAAGCGCUGCAGCAGCAACUCAGCGAUGUGUGCUACCAACAGGCGGCUCAGCUGGAGUGCAGGCAGAACGUCCUGCAGGCAGCACAGUGCUUCCACAGCACCACACAGGAGUUGUCCCAGCUGUUGGACGGUCUACUGGGCAUGCUCUGUGCUGACGUGGCUCCAGCUGACGGAGCUUCAAUUCAACAAAACCUCAAACUGUUGGAGGAGAAGCUGCAAACUGUCGAGGCAGGUCUAACUUCUCUGCGUCAGAAGGGGGCACAGUUGAUGGAGCAGAUGUGCACACAGUCUCCGUGGCCCCUGGAGGAGACAGAGAGCCCAGCUGGAGAACAACAGGACAACGUGCAGCACAUCCAGGGUGUGAUGGAGGAGAUGCAGCUCCGCAAGCAGAGGUGUGAGGACAUGGUGGAUGUGAGGAGGCUGAAGAUGCUACAGAUGGUCCAGCUGUUCAAAUGCGAAGAAGAUGCUUUACAGUCAGUAGAGUGGCUUGGCGAGCUGUUGGACGCCCUGUUGAAGACUCACGUCAGAAUGGGUGACGACUCUCAGGAGUCGACGACCAUGUUGGACAAACACAGGAAGUUUGUAGACGUCGCUCAGAGCACCUAUGAUUACGGGCGUCAGCUGCUGCAAGCAACGGUCGUCCUCUGUCAGUCCCUGCGAUGUACAACACGCUCGUCCGGAGACACCCUACCGAGACUCAACAGAGUCUGGAAACAGUUCAGCGUCAGCGCUGAGGAGAGACAGCAGAGACUGGAGCUGGCUCUGAACUUCCACAUCGCCGCCGAGAGGGUGUUACAGCAGGAAUGUGUGGACUCAGAGUCUCUGGAUGAAGUUGACUCCUCUGGGAAAACUCUGCUGGACAGACUGACCAUGCCUGUUAUCUUCCCCGAUGGGACUGAGCAGUACUUUGGGAGUCCCAGCGACACCGCAGCAGCAGCAGAGUGCGUCAGGGAGCGCCUCCUGCUGGUGGAGGAGCGACGGCUGCAGCUGCAGGAGCUGGGGCUUCACAACGAAGAAGAUGAGGAAGAAGAGCAUGUGUUAAACGGGCAGGAGGCACGGCUGGACGUGAUCGGAGAGGAACUGAGCGAGAAAGAGGAUCAAGAUGAGGAGGAGGAGGAGGAGGAGGUGGCGGCGGCAGUGGCGGUGGCGGCGGCAGUGGCAGGGCAGCAGGGUGAAGACUUGGAGAGGGCGACGCAGGACUGCUAAUGGAGCGCCGAUGAUGUCAAACUGAGCAGUCUUGCUUAAGCUUAUUAACGAAGGCUGCUGAAUUAUUUUCCAUCGAAACCUCCGAUUGGUUGCUUCUGUCUCCCUGCCGCAAGUAGGUUUUCCUAUCUGCUGGUAUAUAAAGGCUACAUUUUCCAUCAGCCUCGCAGCUUUUUAAAAAGGAUAAACAUGUUGAUGAGAUUAUUCCCCUCCGUUCAGAAGAACCGCUCUCUGCUCUGAAACAACAGCAAAUAUAAAAUACUGGAAUUAUUAAUACUCAUAUCUCUGGAUGAUGACGAUCGACUGUAAAAUAAUCAGUUUGGAUAAGAAUACUUCUAAUGUACAGCUAACAACACCUCCACUUUCCCAGCAUGCCUUUCUGUGGGUGGAGCUUCCAUGGUGCUAACAUGGUUACCAAGGUUUCUGUCUGUGCCUCCUCCGACGUCUCGCCUUUAUGACUUCCUCGCCUCCCUUCAUUUCCGUCCUCUAACAGAAGAUGAACUUUGUGGCCUGUACAGGAAGCUGCAGUUUAUCAGGUGUGCCACCACCUGAUCCUAUUCCUUCAUCAACGGUCCUUCAGGCUUUUCAGCACUGGGAUGAACAUGACACUCUCCUGAUUGUAUCUCCUGUACAAAUAAGCUGAAAGAAAAACCUGCUUUAUCGACAGAAACUCUACAAGACUGUUUGUAUAGAAACUUGAGAAAUGAACAGCAAGUCCCAAAGAGCACCGUGAAAUUAAAAGGAACACCACACAAAUAUCUGUCAAGUCCUCUUGCCAUCUGGGGAAAUGGAUCAAUUCCAGACAAAAUUUGAAGUCUUCCUCAAAAGUCGGAACUGAAAUUUAAAUUCUUCUAAUAUCUACCCCAAAGUGGGGAGGUAUGCUUCCCUUUUCUCAAACAUUUUUGGGAAAUAACCGAUGAGCCUGUUACACCUUAAACAAGAUAAUGUGGUUUUACCUCUGCCUUUUACAACCAGGGAUUAGGACACCCUCAGGAAGCUGCCUCGGAAAACGGAUUAGAGCACUGGUUACAAGUUUUUUUGCACAAUUUCUUCUUUUUUGGACUCGGUAUUUUGGCAAUGAAAGAUCAGAAACACAAAAGGAGAAAAACUGCUUUCAUUGCAAAAAAGUACCUAAAAUUUCCUGUGAAUGAUUUGAUGUUUCUUGUUGAAAUAGUCUGGGACUUUUCAAGGACCCAGAGGCUCCUACCACUUGGCUGCUCUAUAAAAACCCUCUGCCUUCGUGAUGAAGAUCAAACCUGUGCCGCUUCGCUCUGAUCCACAGACAUCAGGAUGGAAGAUUCCCCUUUUCUAUUUAUUUGACUUUUUCAAGCAAACCUUCUUGUAGGUAUUUCGACCAAUAACUGCUGCUGUAAGUGUAACCGCUAAAUACUGUGUCCUGCUUUCUGUCCUCCCCGUCCAAUAAUAUAUACAUAUGACAUCAUCCUCUAAAUAAAGAAUCGUUUGAA
Molecule: messenger RNA, 3986 nt
Organism: Eleginops maclovinus (Patagonian blennie)
Lineage: Eukaryota; Metazoa; Chordata; Actinopteri; Perciformes; Eleginopidae
Gene: sestd1
Product: SEC14 and spectrin domains 1
Exons: 19
Coding region: 238-2523 (761 amino acids)
Molecular function (GO): phosphatidylinositol-4,5-bisphosphate binding; phosphatidylinositol-4-phosphate binding; phosphatidylinositol-3,4-bisphosphate binding
Source: RefSeq, a predicted model, not a curated record